Messenger RNA from Tetrapisispora phaffii CBS 4417, 1260 nucleotides. It is a transcript of the gene MSI1, whose product is annotated as Msi1p. The coding region runs from base 1 to 1260 and encodes 419 amino acids. The record is from RefSeq and is a predicted model, not a curated record. Gene Ontology annotation, molecular function: histone binding. Lineage: Eukaryota; Fungi; Ascomycota; Saccharomycetes; Saccharomycetales; Saccharomycetaceae. Gene Ontology annotation, biological process: regulation of gene expression. The transcript has a single exon. Gene Ontology annotation, cellular component: Rpd3L complex; nucleus; Rpd3L-Expanded complex.
AUGGAACCUGAAAUUCAAGACGAUACGACAGUGAACAAUAUCGAAGCAACAGCUAUUUCACAAGACUUGCAAGAAAGAUACACGCAUUGGAAAAAGAACACUAGAUUGUUAUAUGAUUACUUAAAUACUAAUUCUACGAAAUGGCCUUCUCUAUCAUGUCAAUUUUUCCAAGAUGUAAAUACAAAGAAUGACUCGCAUAGGAUACUUUUAUCAUCAUUUACCUCUGGCCUAAUGCCUGAACAAGAAUCCAUUAACAUUAUGAGCAUAUCAACAUUGAAGCAUGUACCAUGGGCCUCCUUGAAUAAUUUUGAUAUGGAUGAAAUGGAAUUUAAACCAGAUAAUAAUUUAAAAUUACCUCCAAAAAAUUUACACACUGAGCAAACAAUUACAUUCCCCAAUGGUGACUGUAAUAGAGCCAGAUACUUGCCCCAAAAUCAAGAUAUAAUUGCAGGUGCAUCUUCGGAUGGUACCGUCUAUAUAUUUAAUAGAACUAAGUACGGUUCUACGUUAAGACAAACUAGUUCUUUCCAAUCGUAUCAAGCUAGAUUUGCAGAACCUGAGAAUACUGUUCAGUCAGUUGAUAGUAAUCCGAAUGAAGCAUUAUCUAUUGACUGGAAUGUACAAAGAGAAGGGCUUUUAGCAGCUUCAUAUUCAGAUGGUGAGAUUAAAACGUGGGACUUGAAGAAAUUUUCGAACGCCAACACAACAAUCACCACUCCUACUGUUUCAAUAAUGAUGGAUACAAAUGGUGCCAAUGAUGUAACAUGGAUGCCAUUGCAUGAUUCCCUGCUGGCAGCUUGUGGUGAAAGCAAUAAAUUAAUAAUCUAUGAUAUAAGAGGAUCCAGAGAACAUACCACGAUAUCUUCAGGAAUUCAUGAAGAUGGUAUCAAUGCAUGUCGCUUCAAUUACGCGAACAAUUUAAUAGUAGCAUCUGCUGAUACUGUAGGUAAUGUACAUAUAUGGGAUAUCAGAAAGUCUAAUGAGAUAGUGAAGACAAUACCGCAUGGUUCCUCUAUCUCUACGAUCGAGUGGAACCCCAACAUGGAUACCAUAUUGGCCACCGCUGGGCAAGACGACGGAUUAGUCAAGCUAUGGGAUGUAACUGACUCGGAACUGAUUUUCACACACGGUGGACACAUGCUUGGUGUCAACGACAUAUCUUGGAACAGACAUGACCCAUGGUUGAUGUGCAGUGUCGCUAGAGACAAUUCGGUCCAGAUCUGGAGACCAGCGCAUAAUUUAGUAGAAGAACAGGUGUAA